Sarcophilus harrisii (Tasmanian devil) is the source of this 4397-nucleotide messenger RNA. RefSeq names its product striatin interacting protein 2 (gene STRIP2). The transcript is spliced from 21 exons. Gene Ontology annotation, cellular component: cytosol. NCBI's taxonomy places the organism in Eukaryota, Metazoa, Chordata, Mammalia, Dasyuromorphia, Dasyuridae. Bases 81 to 2594 code for a protein of 837 amino acids. Gene Ontology annotation, biological process: cytoskeleton organization. The record is from RefSeq and is a predicted model, not a curated record.
GUCGCGGGGACCGUUUCCCCCGGGCGUGCUGCUGCCCUGGAAGCUCUGGCAGAGCGGGCUGAACUGUCGCGGGGAGCUGCAUGGAGGACCCCAACGGCGGCGGGCCCGGGGCUGGCAGCCCAACUGGGAACGGUAACAGCAACGGAGGCGGCGGCGGCGGCGGCAAGGGAAAGCAGGCGUCGCCUAAGGGCCGGGACAUGUUCAAGAACCAGCGGAGGGAGUCCGAGGGCUCGGUGGACUGUCCCAACCUGGAGUUUGAGUAUGGGGAUGCUGAUGAACAUGGGGCUGAGUUAUCAGAACUGUACAGCUACACUGAAAACCCAGAAUUCACUAUCAACCGGCACUGCUUUGAAGAGGAUUUCAGGACUCAAGUACAAGGCAGGGGCUGGCUGGAACUGGAGGAGACCUCACAGAAAGCCUAUAUAAUGCGUCUCCUGAACCGGUUGGAGGUGGUUAACAGGGAACAACGGCUGAAAGUGGCUCGGGCUAUCCUCUACCUGGCCCAGGGCACCUUUGGUGAAUGUGACACAGAGGCUGACAUCCUGCACUGGUCCCGAUAUAACAGCUUUCUCCUCUAUCAAAUGGGAACUUUCACUGCUUUCCUGGAGCUACUGCAUAUGGAGACUGACAACAGCCAAGCCUGCAGCAGUGCCCUUCGGAAACCAGCCAUUUCCCUCGCAGACAGCACAGAGCUCAGGGUGCUGCUCAGUGUCAUGUACCUGAUGGUGGAGAACAUUCGCCUGGAACGGGAGACAGACCCCAGUGGAUGGAGGGCAGCCCGGGAAACCUUCCGGACAGAGCUGAGCUUUGCGGUGCACAGUGAGGAGCCGUUUGUUCUCCUGCUCUUCUCCAUGAUCACCAAGUUCUGCAGUGGCCUCGCCCCUCACUUCCCCAUGAAGAAGGUCCUGCUUCUGCUAUGGAAGGUCGUCCUGUUUACACUGGGCGGUUUUGAGAUCCUGCAGAACUUGAAGAUACAGAAGAGGGCAGAAUUUGGCCUGCCCCCGCUAGCAGAGGACAGCAUCCAGGUGGUCCGCAGCAUGAGGGCCGCCUCACCCCCCUCCUACACGCUGGACCUGGGGGAGUCGCAGAUGGCUCCACAGACCUCCAAGCAACGAGGCCGCCGGGGGCGCAAGCAGCUCCUCACAAAGCAGGACAGCCUGGACAUCUAUAAUGAACGGGAUCUCUUCAAGAAUGAGGAGCCUCCCCCCGAGGAGGAGGAAGAGGCAGGGGAAGGGGAGAGCACCCUGGAUGGAGAGCUUGACCUGCUGGAGCGGGGACCCAUGGUCCCGCCUCUGCCCUCCCAGACUCCUACCACAGAACGUGUGACUUUCCCUAAAGGCUUACCGUGGGCCCCCAAGGUCAGACAGAAGGACAUUGAGCACUUUUUGGAGAUCAGCAGGAACAAAUUUAUCGGCUUCACCCUGGGGCAGGACACAGACACGUUGGUGGGAUUGCCGAGACCUAUCCAUGAAAGUGUGAAGACUUUGAAGCAGCACAAGUACAUCUCCAUCUCUGACAUCCAGAUCAAGAAUGAGGAAGAGCUGGAAAAGUGUCCCAUGUCGCUGGGAGAAGAGGAAGUACAGGAGACCCCAUGUGAAAUCCUUUACCAGGCCAUGCUGUAUAACCUCCCACAGUAUAUGAUUGCUCUGCUGAAGAUUCUCUUGGCUGCUGCCCCAACUUCCAAGGCCAAGACAGAUUCAAUCAACAUCCUGGCUGAUGUGUUGCCUGAGGAGAUGCCCAUUACUGUGCUUCAGAGCAUGAAGUUGGGCAUCGAUGUGAACAGACACAAAGAGAUCAUAGUCAAGAGCAUCUCUGCUGUGCUGCUCCUGCUGCUGAAGCACUUUAAACUCAACCACAUCUACCAGUUUGAAUAUGUGUCUCAACACCUGGUGUUUGCCAAUUGUAUUCCCUUGAUCCUGAAAUUCUUCAAUCAAAAUAUUUUAUCCUACAUCACAGCCAAAAACAGCAUCUCAGUCCUGGAUUAUCCCUCCUGUACCAUCCACGAUUUGCCAGACCUUACUGCUGAAAGCCUGGAAGCUGGAGACAACAAUCAAUUCUGCUGGAGGAACCUAUUUUCCUGUAUCAAUUUACUCAGGCUGCUUAACAAACUGACCAAGUGGAAGCAUUCCAGGACCAUGAUGCUGGUGGUGUUUAAGUCUGCCCCGAUCCUCAAGCGGGCCCUCAAGGUCAAGCAGGCCAUGCUGCAGCUGUACGUGCUGAAGCUGCUGAAGAUCCAGACCAAGUACUUGGGGCGCCAGUGGAGGAAAAGCAACAUGAAGACCAUGUCGGCCAUCUACCAGAAAGUGAGACACCGCAUGAACGACGACUGGGCCUACGGCAACGACAUUGAUGCCAGGCCUUGGGAUUUCCAGGCGGAAGAAUGCACUUUAAGGGCCAACAUCGAAGCCUUCAACAGCCGGCGCUACGACAGGCCCCAGGACUCGGAGUUCGCACCUGUGGAUAACUGCUUGCAGAGUGUCCUGGGACAGAAGCUGGAACUCCCUGAGGAUUUCUAUUAUUCCUAUGAGCUCUGGUUGGAGAGGGAGGUGUUUUCACAGCCCAUCUGUUGGGAGGAGCUCCUCCAGAGUCACUGACUGGGUUCUCAUCUGUCUCCCACACAGUGUUGAAUGCCAUGGGGAAAACACCUACACACACACACACACACACACACACGGGAUCAUGCCCACUCUGCUCUUCCACCUUUUAGAAGCUCUCCUUAAUUUUAAUUCCAAUCUGAAGCUCCAGGUCCAGAACGGGAGAGCUUGAUUUGAGGGGAUUAGUGAAAGGGAGAGGAGCUAUUUCAGCCCUAAUUUCUUCUUUCCCUGCCUAUCCUCUGGGAAAAAUGUCUAAAUCCAGGACAGAUAUGGGAGUAUUGGGGCAAGGGGUGGGAGUGAGGGUCUCAGGACCAAAACAUGCUCCCCUGGAGCUGAUUUCCAAGAUCCAGAACGACCUUGAAUGCUAAUGAGUCUUAUAGUGGGGGUGGAAGGGCCCAGACCAGAGACACUCUGGAUAAGAUCCUGGGUUUCCCCCUUUUUCCCCUUUGCCUUUGCUGGCUAGGAGAGCAUUCCCUGGGUUCUCUGGGGCUUUCUGACUCAUGGCAUUCGCUUCAGUGUAAGACCUGCAGCCCUCCUCCUCCUAAACUGGGUAACUAGUGUUGCAGAAUGAAGGAAGAUAAGUGUUUUGUGGUUCAGUCCUGGAUUUCUUAAGACUUGGCCCGAGGAUUUUCCCAAAUGCUAGUUUUGAAAUUGGGUUCAUCUUUAAAUCUCUGUCAAAGAUAUCUCAGGCAUCUGUACCCAGUCAAUCCACAUAGGCCCCUUGGGAAGAUAACAUUGUCACUUGGGGAGUCAGUCAAGCCUGAAGAUGGAGGACAGAGGCUCCAACCCUGCACGUCCCCCGACCCCUGCCACUGCAUGCACACAUACAUGCAUGCUUCUGAAAGUCAUUUGCAAUAAGUGGAGCUACAUAAGAGCCCGCUUACUACUGCAACAUUUCAAUAGACUCCAUAGGACAGAUCUAUCCUUCCAUGUAAGGCCAUUCCUAGAUUGGAGAAGAUGAGAGUCUUAUUCUCCCAGGCCUGCAUGUGGGAGUACAGUAUAUUGUAUAUAAUGAUUAUUUUCUUUGUUCCCUAAAGAGUCUGUACUGGAUUUCCAAAUGAUUGCCCUGCCUCCUCUGUUAGAAUCGACACCAUUUUAAGAAGAGACUACUAGCAUGGAACACCCAGGUUUCCUCAGAAAAUGUUUUCCAAUUCCCUAACUUCCCCCAGCUCCUGACUGCCUGAGUCUUGCAGAAAAUUACUCUUUUUUUCCCCCACUUCAUUUUUCAAAAGACAAGUUAACCACAGGAGAGCAUAGUUAUUAUAUGAAAAUUGUAUCAUUCGUGCUACGGAUCGAUUUAUUUUUUAAUUGAAUGGAACAGCAAAAACAGCCUGGCUUACCACUUUUUUUCACCUUCCAACUUGAUUAAUCUUCCUGCCCCUGCAUUUUCAGUGUCCUGGGGAGAUUUAGCAAUGUCGCUUCCACCUAAAACUAUUAAUGCCUCUUCAGAAAUCUAAGGGCUGGUGUGCUAAGCUGCCUUGUUUUCUCCAUGCUAUAAUAAAACCACCAGAUUUCUGACAGAAAGAAGGCUGAAUGGCCUCUCUCCUGGCACAGUAAGGACCAAUUGUCCCCCCCUGCCCAAGAAUGAUACCCUAUGGCCUUAACUCUUUCAAAUUAUACCUCCCAAAAGGUUCUUUUCUCUUUUCUUUACCAGUAAAGCUUCUUAAGGCACCUGCAGAAACUGGCUGUAUUUAUUUACUCCUUCCCUUGUGAGGAAUGGAGAUUUUGUUUCACUCAUGGCAUUAUUAAUGUUACAGCAUGUUGUUAUUGAUGCUCAACUCAAAUAAAAAUUUAUUAAGCACC